CAGGGGUCCAGAGAGAGGCUGGGGCAGAGGCGGCCGGAGCGGCUGAGGGAGCGCGAGCGGCGCAGGGGGGGCCCUGUCGGCGACAGCGGCGACAGCGGCGACAGGAGCGGCGACAGCGACAGCGGCGGGUCCCAGCGCCUCGCGGCCCGGCGCUUCCCUGCUCCUCUCGGCGCCGGGCGGCCCCGGCCCGCGGCGGCGGCGCUGACAGCCCGCCCGGAGCCCCGGGGGCGGCCGCGGCCACCAUGUCGUCCCCCAGCCCGGGCAAGAGGCGGAUGGACACCGACGUGGUCAAGCUGAUCGAGAGCAAACACGAGGUCACCAUCUUGGGAGGACUCAACGAAUUUGUCGUCAAGUUUUACGGACCACAAGGAACACCGUAUGAAGGUGGAGUAUGGAAAGUUAGAGUCGACCUUCCUGACAAAUACCCCUUCAAAUCCCCGUCUAUAGGAUUCAUGAAUAAAAUCUUCCAUCCCAACAUCGACGAAGCGUCAGGAACUGUAUGUCUAGAUGUAAUCAAUCAAACUUGGACAGCUCUCUACGAUCUCACCAAUAUAUUUGAGUCGUUCCUGCCCCAGCUGCUGGCUUAUCCCAAUCCUAUAGAUCCUCUAAAUGGCGACGCCGCAGCCAUGUACCUCCACCGACCAGAAGAGUACAAACAGAAAAUUAAAGAAUACAUCCAGAAAUAUGCAACAGAAGAAGCACUAAAAGAACAGGAAGAAGGCACCGGGGACAGCUCCUCCGAGAGCUCCAUGUCCGAUUUCUCGGAAGAUGAGGCUCAGGAUAUGGAAUUGUAGUAGAGGAGCCCUCCUGCUUUUCAGAGACACUCUAAUUUCCUAACCAUGAGAAGCAGACUAUAAUAUUCAUAUUUAAACAAAGCAAUUUUUUUUAUUACUAAAACAAGGUUUUUAUGAAUUAUAGCAUUGAUAUAUAUAUAGAUAUAUAUAUAUAUAUCACCCUUUAGAUCUUGAUUUUUUUUUUGUUUGUUUUUUCUCGGUCAUUUCCCCAUUCCCGAGGUGCGUUAGAAUAUUCCCAACAUUCCAUUCUGGUAGCAAUAUGCAACCUGGAUGCAUGCAUUGAGAUAUUUUUAUUUUUAUUUUUUUUUUUUUCCAUUUUUGGCUACCAAACAGCUGCCCUGGGAGGGAGGGAA
Messenger RNA from Poecile atricapillus (Black-capped chickadee), 1147 nucleotides. It is a transcript of the gene UBE2H, whose product is annotated as ubiquitin conjugating enzyme E2 H. Lineage: Eukaryota; Metazoa; Chordata; Aves; Passeriformes; Paridae. Gene Ontology annotation, cellular component: nucleus. Gene Ontology annotation, molecular function: ubiquitin conjugating enzyme activity. The transcript has 7 exons. Gene Ontology annotation, biological process: protein polyubiquitination; ubiquitin-dependent protein catabolic process. Bases 243 to 794 code for a protein of 183 amino acids. The record is from RefSeq and is a predicted model, not a curated record.